Messenger RNA from Lolium perenne, 414 nucleotides. Its product is annotated as histidine-containing phosphotransfer protein 1-like. The record is from RefSeq and is a predicted model, not a curated record. Gene Ontology annotation, biological process: phosphorylation; cytokinin-activated signaling pathway; phosphorelay signal transduction system. Lineage: Eukaryota; Viridiplantae; Streptophyta; Magnoliopsida; Poales; Poaceae. Gene Ontology annotation, cellular component: cytoplasm; nucleus. Gene Ontology annotation, molecular function: histidine phosphotransfer kinase activity; protein histidine kinase binding.
AAUACCCUCAUGGAUAACAUGUUUGCCACGGGUUUGUUGGACGAUCAGUUCCGACAGUUGCAUAUGCUCCAUGAAGGGAGUUCCCCAGACUUCAUUAUCGAGAUCAUUACACUCUUUUGUAAGGAAGGCGAGUGGAUCAUCAAUGAUCUCGCAAAGCUAUUGAACAAGCCAUUUGUGGACUUCAACAAGGUCAAUACUCUUUUGUAUAGGCUUCAGGGGAGCAGUGCAACUGUUGGUGCUCAGAGAGUGAAGGACACAUGCAUUCAGUUCCACAAGUUUUGCGAGGACAAUACUAGAUAUGGAUGCCUAGAUACAUUGGAUGUUGUUAGGAAUGAUUUCUAUGAUCUGCGUAGCAAGUUCCAGAUCAUGGUUCAGCUGGAGCAGCAAGUCUGGACCUUCUAUCGUAAGCAUUAA